AUGAACAACAACGAAAGCCAAGGGCAGGAGUCCCGCCGAAGCCCCGCGGGCCAGCUCUCCCCGCUGCAUUCGAUACCCCUCCGAGAUUUCCAGAGGACAAAUGAGACGGACGACGGGACUCGGGAGAGCGGUGUCUUUGGCGCCACUGUCCAAGAUAACGCUUCGGCUCAGACAUCGACCCGUCCCCAGGCUGGGUCGUACAAUAGCCGAGGAAGCCCGUCUUCUGCUGCUCCCUCCAUGUCUGCGAAUCUUCCGGGCUUCUCUUCUUACUGGGAGCAUCCGUACAGUUCGCUCGACGAUGGCGACAAUAACGCCGUUUCGCCCGAAGAGCGCAUCACACUGCAGUCUGCGCUUCCUCCCGACAUCUAUCCACAGUCCUCUUACCAAUCCAGGCCGUUCGCCACCCCUUCAAACGAUUUCUACCCGAUGCCGCAUGUGUACGAGGAGCGGGCCGACACGGAUUCUUUGGAGUCGGAUAGGGUGCCUCUAAGGCCCGCUGCUCAGCCUCCUGGCCGGCUGGAACCACCAGAAGGAGAAGCUACACCGCGGACCAGCUUCCAGACUGUGCCGGAUCUGGGCAACACCCCAAGAAGUGGCCGGAUGCUUGGCGACGACCUGGAGCAAGGCGGUGGUCACCACCUGUCGCCAACCGAUCGCCGGCGCUCUCGGUCGCAGUCAGCAGUCGGUGCCCUCCACAGAGCAAGCUCAAUGAUGAGAGCCAUGUCCCAGCGUGUUGUCGCCAUCAGUGGAGAGGGCGAACUGGUAGACCAGGCAGCCCGCCGAGAGCGUUCGCGGUCGCGGUCGCCUUCCCCCAGCGUGGACGGCCGCCGUUCUCCUGGUGCCCCGGGGCCCAUGCUCGUCGAUACUUCGUACCCGUCUCAGCUUCCUCGAAUACCCGCCGAAAGGCCAUUUGAGCCCGGUCUUCCCCCUCCUCCUCGCCCUCCCCCGCGCCGACGUGGGCCGCUUUCCAAUCCUCUAAAGGGCAAUUCAUUGGGCAUAUUUCCCCCCGAUAAUCCCUUGAGAAUGUGGCUCUGUGACCUCUUGGUCAACCCCUGGACAGAGCCUAUCAUAUUAUUUCUGAUCAUUGCACAAGUCGUAUUAUUAACCGUUGAGUCUGUCCCCGAUGUUUUUGCCGAAGGAAACCAACGACCGGCUCGUUGGGGUGGCAGUGGGAUCGACUGGGCCCUGCUCGCCUUGUUCAUUCUUUUCACACUUGAGAUCAUUGCUCGAAUCAUCGUGUCGGGCUUUAUCAUCAACCCGGUGGAAUACAUGCCGCCUGGGAGUAAUCGUCGGUUACGAGAAAGAGUGGCCGAACAAUAUCGGGCUAUAUUCAGACCCCAGCGCCAAAAAUCCGUUAGACAACAACAGCCAGAACAUGAGUUCGUGCCCCCUACGUUUGCUAGAUCUCUUACCAUGAUGCACGGGCAGGAAUCUCCUGCUACUUUGGAGGAAGAAUUGCGUCUGCACCUCGCCCGCAGAGCCUUUCUUAGACACAGCUUCAACAGGCUAGACUUCAUAGCUGUCGUUUGCUACUGGAUUGCUUUCGCCUUGAGCACCUCCGGCCUGGAAAACAGACACUCGAUCCAUGUUUUCCGCAUGCUCAGCUGUCUCCGUAUCAUUCGGCUGCUCGCUGUGACCCGGGGCAACAUGAUCAUCCUUAAGAGUCUGAAGAAGGCAGCUCCGCUCCUCGUCCGAGUGUGUUUCUUGAUGGGCUUCUUCUGGCUUCUGUUUGCCAUUAUUGGUGUACAGAGCUUUAAGUCCAGCCUCAGCAGACAAUGCACCUGGAUCAACCCCGAGGACCCCACGAAUUUGAGUGCCACAUAUACCCCGAGUAUGUCCUUCUGCGGCGGCCACAUCAACCAGACCACUGGCGAGAAUUCUCCUUGGGUGUAUGCGCCAAACGACGACUUGAGCGUCCUCGUACCUGGCGCCCCGAAUGCUAAGGGAUACAUCUGUCCAAGGGGCUCCAUCUGCCUACGGCAGGAGAACCCGUACAAUGGCACAGUAAAUUUUGAUGACAUUGGGCACUCCCUUGAGCUCGUCUUUGUCAUCAUGAGCGCCAACACCUUUUCAGAUCUGAUGUACUACACCGUCAGUUCCGACUUUUUGCCCGCUGCGCUGUUCUUUGGCGCCGGUAUCAUGAUCAUGAUGCUUUGGAUGACCAAUCUUUUGAUUUCUGUCAUCACUUCGUCUUUCCAGGUCAUCCGGGAAGAGUCCAAGAAGAGCGCCUUUGCCGACGACGAGCAGUCCAUCUUUUCCACACAUACGGAGGACGAAAAGAAGCCGCAACGCCAGUCGGCAUUGCAGCGGAUUGUGAAGAAGGCCGACUGGUUUUGGAUUGCCCUCAUUAUCUACGACCUGUUUUGUCAGUCUUUACGAACAGCUUCUAUGUCUCGCGGCCGGGAGACCUUCAUCGAUACCUCUGAAGUAGUCGUCACUGUUCUGUUGGACGUCGAGAUCACCCUGCGUCUGGCGGCCAACUACCGCAGUUUUCACCGGAGCGUCCGUGACUUGUUCGAUCUGUUCCUUGCCGUCGCCACCACGGUCAUUCUCAUUCCGCCGAUUCGCAACUCCGGGGACUUGUACAAUUGGCUUACCAUCUUUCAAAUUCUCCGGGUGUACCGCGUUGUUCUUGCCAUUCCCAUGACAAGAGAGCUUAUCCAACUUGUAUUGGGCAAUGUUACUGGUAUCGCGAACCUGAUGUUGUUUGUCUUCCUGAUGACCUUCCUCAUGGCAAUCUUUGCCGCGCAGCUGUUUCGCGGUCAAAUCCCCUACGCGGAUGAUGAAGGAGAGUUCAUUAGGAUUCCUUUCAACACUAUCUACAAUUCCUUCCUUGGGAUGUAUCAGGUUCUUUCGAGCGAGAACUGGACAGAUGUGCUCUACAACAUCACCGCCUACACGACGCAUUUCCACACGGCAUGGAUUGGUGCCAUCUUCAUCAUCGGCUGGUUCAUUCUCUCCUAUUUCAUUCUGAUCAACAUGUUCAUUGCCGUCAUCCAGGAGAACUUUGACGUGGGAGAAGACACGAAGCGUUUGGAGCAGAUUAAGGCAUUUCUUCAGAGACGGGACCUCGGCACCUCCUCCAACCUGGCCCUCUCCAAGGUCUUCGGUUUUGGCAGGUCUCGGAACCGCGCUGAUCCAUUGGACCACACCACUGGCGUGAUAGACAAGCUCUUUAAGGAAGGGUACGUGCGCGAGUUCCUGGAUGAGGCGAUGGGUCCCUUACAGGAGCGAACUGCAGCGGAGAGCAAGUCUGCCCAACAGACGGCAGGCAAAAGCACCGGAAACUACGGGCCGCUGUCCAAGGUAUGGCAGUGGGUAACGGCCCGGCUUGCUAGUCGGGAGCCGAACCCGUUCUACUCAUCCAAUGUCCAGUUUGCGGGGCCUAUCGCGGCGCUGGAUCCGGGACAGUUAGCUCGACAGGCGAUGGGCGCAUCAGCUGCUCGCCGCAGGGCGCAGAGAGAAUACUUGAUGCGUCAUCCCAAUUACAACACCUCGCUCUAUAUCUUCAAGCCACGUAACCCCAUUCGACGCUUUUGCCAAAAACUCGUCGGACCAGGCAGGGGAACGGAACGCUUUGAUGGCGUGCCCCCAAACAAAUACGCCUGGUACACAUUCUCUGCAUUUAUCUAUGCCUGCAUCGUGGCAAUGGUUAUCCUAGCUUGCAUCACCACACCCCUUUAUCAGAAGGAGUACUACGAGACUCACAAGUUCCGGCUCUUCAAUUGGUUCGUCUGGACGGAUUUGGCGUUCGCCAUUGUCUUCACGAUCGAGGCUGCCAUCAAGAUCAUCGCUGACGGCUUCUUCUGGACACCAAAUGCCUAUUUCCGAAGCACCUGGGGUGUCAUCGAUGGCAUCGUGCUGGUAACUCUCUGGAUCAACGUCAUCACUCUCUUCGCCAAUGCUGGAGCCGUGUCUAGAGCGGUCGGCGCAUUCAAGGCUUUGAGGGCACUGCGUCUGUUGAACGUUAGCGAUAGCGCCAGGGAGACAUUCCACUCUUUGAUGAUUGUCGGCGGCUGGAAGAUUUUGAGUGCUGCUUUCGUGUCCAUUUCGCUCUUGAUUCCGUUCGCAAUUUACGGCCUCAACCUGUUCAAUGGCAAGCUUGUCGCCUGCAAUGAUGGAGAGGGCGUCAUCAAUCUGACCGAUUGUAUUGGAGAGUAUAACAGCACGCCUUUCAGCAACGACUGGCCCGUGUUGGCCCCUAGAGUUGCCAAAAACCCGUUUUUCAAUUUUGAUGACUUCGGCUCAAGUCUCUUCAUCCUCUUCCAGAUCGUGAGCCAAGAAGGAUGGGUAGAUGUGUCCUUCGCCGCUCAAGCCAUCACUGGCAAGGGCCUGCAGCCGGAGUCGGCCCCCCCCUUCAGAAACCAGGGAGCUGCUCUGUUCUUCGUUGUCUUCAACCUCCUGGCUACCGUCUUCGUGCUGACCCUCUUCAUCUCCGUGUUCAUGAGGAAUUACACGGAACAGACGGGUGUGGCCUUCCUGACGGCUGAGCAGCGGUCUUGGCUUGAACUGCGGAAGCUUCUCCGACAGAUCUCUCCGUCAAAGAGCUCGUACGACGACACGAAGAACAAGUGGAAGCUCUGGUGCCACAAGAGAGCAAUCGAAAAACGGGGGAAGUGGUACACGACAAUCACGACUGUGCUCGUUCUCCAUUUGAUCCUACUGCUGGCCGAGUUCGAAUCAGAGCCGGAGUGGUGGACCAACACCAAGGAGGUCCUGUUUAUGGUGUUUACGUUUAUAUUUAUUGUUAACAUCGUCAUUCGGAUCGUCGGCCUGGGCUGGACGCGCUUCCGGAGGAGUUCCUGGGACCUAUUCUCGCUGGUGAUGGUUGUUGGAACCGUCGCAACGUCGAUCCUCUUCUGGACCGACAGGAAGCAGACUACGUACAUCCAAUUGCACAAGUUUUUUCUAGUGUCGCUCGUGCUGAUGCUCAUCCCGCGUAACGACGCGCUCGAUCAGCUUUUUAAGACGGCGGCUGCCAGUCUCACGACGAUUGGCAGCUUGUUGGCGACGUGGCUGGUAUUCUUCUUGGUAUUCGCAAUUGCCCUGACGCAGACAUUCAGCUUGACGCGCUUCGGAGCAGAGGAGGACGCCAACAUCAACUUCCGCACGGUCCCCCAUGCCCUUAUCCUGCUAUUUAGGUUCAGUUGCGGCGAGGGCUGGAACGAAGUGAUGGAAGACUUCGCCCAGGCCAAGCCGCCGUUUUGCGUCGAAGGAGAAACCUUUUACGACAGCGACUGUGGCAGCACAGCAUGGGCCCGGGUGCUGUUCGUCGCGUGGAACAUCAUCAGCAUGUACAUCUUUGUCAACCUGUUCAUCUCGCUCAUUUAUGAGAGCUUCUCGUACGUGUACCAGCGAACCAGCGGUCUUGCGGUGGUCGACAGGGAUGAGAUCCGAAGGUUCAAGGAAGCGUGGCGCAGCGUUGACCCGUCUGGCACGGGCUAUAUCAGCAAAGAGACGUUCCCUCGGUUGCUUGGCGAGUUAUCGGGCGUGUUCGAGAUGCGCAUCUAUGACCCGGAGGAUUCUGUGCCAAGAAUCUUGGAAGAUGUGCGCAACGAUGGAGAUACAGCCACCCCGAGACACGCAUCCUUUGGCGGCGGUAGCCUGUAUCCGACAGGAAUUGACCUGGAUAAGUUGAACAGGCGGCUAUCCAGGCUUGACGUGGCCAAGAUCCGCGAGCGCCGCCGGCGGUUCAACAUCUUCUACGAGGAAGUAAUGGUGUCGGCCGACCCUGAAAGAGGCAUUUCGUUCACGACAGUGUUGAUGAUCCUUGCACAUUACAAUAUUAUUAAUGAUAAUAAGAGUCUACGCCUGGAAGAAUUCCUCCGCCGUAAGCUUAGGCUGCAGCGUGUCGAGGAAGAGGUUCGGCGUCGGACGGUACUUGGAUUCUUCAAUAUGCUCUACUGGUCGCGGCGUUUCAGGCGCCACUUGGAGAGCAAGAAUGCCGGACGCUUGCUGACCGUCCCGCAACUCGACAUUCCAGAGAUCCUUGUCGACCAUGACGAGCACUCAUCCAACGAUAUGGACCAGAACGGGACUGGAAAAGACCAGCAGCAACAUGCACCAUCGUCACGGCCAUCAUCAAUACAGACAUCGCCAACACAAACCCGGAGUUAUGGCCAAAUCACUGUUGCAGCAGCAGAGUCAGGAGAUGGAUCUGGAAGCGCGUUGCUCUCUCCAACGGCCAUUCGCGCCCCUCACCGUAGUUGGACUGGCAUCAGCGGCGACAUUGCAUCCUACGAUCCUGACUUUGGAAGCCAUCCACUUGCCGGGCCACGCUCGAGCUCGCUCAUCUCUCAACAGCCCGGCCUCCAGCAACAGCAAACGAGGCAGCGCGGCCUUUCCCAGCUAAGCGCAUUCAGCUUCGAGUUAUCGGCCCCGGAAGAGGAUGCCUUCUUCUCUGACUUGGCCGGCGGCACAAGCAGCAGUAGAUUAAAAGGCACUGCGGGUCGGACUGGUGACGAGAUCGAGGACAUUGCGACCAGCCCGCUGGGCCCGCCUGCUGGGGGCGGCGUGCUUGGCAGCGGACCAGCUGGCGGGAGCAGCAACGGUGCUGGAGGUAGCGGCGACGGGACAAGCGCCACAAUAGACCCGGCUGUGGUCCGGGAUAUGUUAGAUGACUCGGUCUGGGUGGAGAGCUUGAGACGGAGUGCGACAAUGCGCAGGAGUGGGACGAGGAGGAGUCGCAGUGGGUGGGGCGGAUCGGCUUGGGGGACUUAG
Messenger RNA from Thermochaetoides thermophila DSM 1495, 6720 nucleotides. RefSeq names its product calcium channel-like protein. The transcript has 3 exons. NCBI's taxonomy places the organism in Eukaryota, Fungi, Ascomycota, Sordariomycetes, Sordariales, Chaetomiaceae. Gene Ontology annotation, molecular function: high voltage-gated calcium channel activity; calcium ion binding. Gene Ontology annotation, cellular component: voltage-gated calcium channel complex; membrane. The coding region runs from base 1 to 6720 and encodes 2239 amino acids. The record is from RefSeq and is a predicted model, not a curated record. Gene Ontology annotation, biological process: calcium ion import across plasma membrane.